This is a messenger RNA of Nanorana parkeri, 2139 nucleotides long. RefSeq names its product non-SMC condensin I complex subunit H (gene NCAPH). Gene Ontology annotation, molecular function: chromatin binding. Lineage: Eukaryota; Metazoa; Chordata; Amphibia; Anura; Dicroglossidae. Gene Ontology annotation, cellular component: condensin complex. Gene Ontology annotation, biological process: mitotic chromosome condensation. The coding region runs from base 64 to 2112 and encodes 682 amino acids. The record is from RefSeq and is a predicted model, not a curated record. The transcript is spliced from 18 exons.
CUAUACAAUAGCGCGGAAAUUUUGAAAGGUUUGGUGCCGGAAAUUGGGUGACUGAGAGGCAAUAUGAAUACCUCUACUCCUCAGUCAGGGGGACGCCAGAAGCCAUUGUCCUUGGUCGGGGAAUACUUGUCUCCAGCUACUAGACCGCAGCCCAUCAGUGCAGCAGGGACCCCCACUCUUCAGAAUUUCACCAGUAAUGAUGAUGAAUGGGAAAGAAAACAGCGGAGGCGCUCCAGGGUGAUUGAUCUACAGCUUAGUAAUGCCGAUUCUCCAGCAUCUAGCAUCUCUCCUGCUCAGAGGUCUGAGGCCAACUCACUCCUCCUGCCUAAGCUGUCAAAUGCUCAGAUCUCGGACCAUUACUCCACCUGCAUCAAGUUAUCUCAAGAGAAUAGAAUAACAACAAAGAAUGCAUUUGGACUACAUCUGAUUGACUACAUGGGUGACAUUCUGAAGGAGAAAGGAAGCGAACUUACUAACUUCAAGGUUGCUGCUGGGACACUGGAUGCCAGUGCCAAGAUCUAUGCCGUGCGAGUAGACGCAGUGCAUGCAGAUGUGUACAAAGUAUUGGGAGGCCUCGGAAAGGAAUCACAAGGAUCAGAGCAAGCAGCAGAGGUCCAGGAUGCUGGUGAUGCUGGUAAGGAGCCUCAAAAUAUGAAACGGAAGAAGAGGCAACACUCUGUGGAUACUAUUGAACAGAACUUGAACAACAUAUCUCGCUCAGCAAUAGACCGUGCUGAUCAGAUUGACCCUCUCUUUCAGAAAGCAGCUGCCUCAUUUGAUGAAUGCAGUACAGUGGGGGUUUUCCUGACUACUCUGCAUUGUUCCAAUUAUCACAGUGAGCUGCACUUUGAUAAUUACGUGAUACCACUGUCCACCAUCCAAGAGGAACAGGACCCAACUCCAACAUCUGUUGAUACAACUGAGCUGAAAGCUCUUCUGGAUCAGUGUGUGGAAAAACGUCCCCUAUGUCCAUCACUUGCAAAAUUUCGACUGAUGCAGCUGGGCGGCAAUGUCACGGAGGAAAAUCUGUUGUCAUUAACGGAUAAAUACAAGGAGAGCAACCAUGCCUUUGAUAUGAAUGCAGAAAUUGAGGAUGAUGGUCCUGAGCCUGCAGGUCCGGAGAUGGAUGACUUUGAUGCAGAUGUGUGUGAUGGAAAUGAAGCAGAAGAUCUGGGAGAGUUCGCAGAGCAGCGAGAGGCUUGCCGGGCAGAGAGAAAAGGGUCACAGGUAACUCAAAUUGCGGAUGCGGACAUUGGCACCAUGUGCCUACAGCUGUCAUCUCGCCCUGGAGAGUACUCAUACUUCAGUCCCCGCACCAUGUCCAUGUGGGCAGGCCCUGAACAUUGGCGUUUCCGGCCUCGGCAAAAAGUUGAGAUUGUUGGUGACAAACAGAAGAUCAAGAAGGCAAAGAAAGUGUUUGAACUGAACUUUGAAGAAGACAUUAAUUUUCAAACUCACUUUUGUAAAACUAGGGCAGCUACAACACUUGCAAAAAGCACACUCGAGAACCAAAAUAAAAAAGCCACAACACUGCCUGCUGAUUUCCAUUAUGAUCCAGACAGCAUUGCAAGGAUGAGCCUAAGACCAGCGGACAGGCACUACAACAAUCCCAAUGAUACCUCAAACUUCUGUCCAGCCUUGCACCUUUCAGACAGUGAUGAUGACGAUGGUCCUUUUGUGGGAGCCACAGAUGAAGGUGCAGAAUUUCCCAUACAGAAUGGAAGAGAUGAGAAGAGAGUAGGCUUUGAUGGGGAACACACUCUUAUUGCAGAACCACAGAAGGUGAAUAAAAUAGAGAUAAUCUAUGCCAAAACAGCCAAAAAGAUGGAUAUGAAGCAUCUCAAAACGAGUAUGUGGGGCCUCCUGGAAAAAACGCCAGAAAAAGCAGAUGAGCCAAAUCAUACGUCUGACAUAGAAAAACCAGCUAUUAAAGAAGAGAGGAUUUUCAGCAGUGUCACACGUGAACUGCAGAAAAGGUUGCCCACUGUCAUGGCACAGAAUCUUUCAGUACCACUGGCUUUUGCUUGUCUCUUGCAUCUAGCUAAUGAGAAGAAUUUAAAACUACAGGAAGUCGAAGAUCUCUCCGAUGUAUUAAUAAUGCAAGGAGACUGAUGAGAACGCAGGACUGUGCAGUCACAC